UCCUACUAAUUUAAAAAAUAAAUAAGUAUGUUGUUGCUAAUGAUUUGACCCUAAGAAAUUAUCAGUGAUGGGUGGAUGUGUAAGUAGAUCAAGAUCAGAUGUUUCUACUCGAACAUUGUCACCAUCACAUCAGGUGUCGAAUGCUUCUGAUAAUGUUACUAUUGGAAAAAAUAAGCCAAUUAGCUCAGAGAAACCUAAAUGGAAAUCAGAGACCCCUAUUACAAUAGGUCAACUAAGAAGUAAGAGAGAUGAGUACUGGGAAACUCAGCCUGCAUUUGGUGGAAGAGUAGAAAUCUAUGAUGCACUAAGAGCUGCAUGUGAGACAGAUGAUAUCACUUUGGCGCAAGCCAUAGUUAAUGGUGCUAACAUAACACUUCCUUCAGGUUCUUUGACUGAUGCAUAUGACGAAUUAGGUAAUCAUUACACAAUUCCAAUAUAUUGUAUAAGUCUUCCAACAAACAUUAUAAAUUUGGAUGAAAAUUCGAGUACCUCUGGCAGCUCUAAAGAAAUAAUCACUGAACAAGCUUCUGGUGAAGAAAUUAUUAUUAAGAUACGUUUAUCUACUACCAAUAAAGACGUGAAGAUGUCUGUACGCACAGGGGAAACUAUUGGCGCAAUAAAGCGUAGAAUACACGCGGACUUUGGAGUAGCGCCCUCAAAACAACGAUGUUUUUAUUCGGGUAAACUUUUAUAUGAUAAACUUACAAUAGAAGAAACAAAAAUUUCUAAAGGAUUUGUAAUGCAAGUUAUUGUCUCAGAGCCUUAAUCAAUGAAGCUUUUGUAAAAAUCAAAAUUACGUAUCUUUUUACAUUCUCUGUUAGGGAAUGUUUAAAACUUCAUAACAUAACAUCUUUUCUAUUAACUUAUUACUAUAUAAAUUAAAGUUUUAUGCCAAUUAGAGUAUUUGAAUAAAAACCAA
Messenger RNA from Hydra vulgaris (swiftwater hydra), 919 nucleotides. Its product is annotated as ubiquitin domain-containing protein 1. Gene Ontology annotation, molecular function: protein binding. NCBI's taxonomy places the organism in Eukaryota, Metazoa, Cnidaria, Hydrozoa, Anthoathecata, Hydridae. The record is from RefSeq and is a predicted model, not a curated record.